GUGAGCGACGCGGAGGAGCGGAUGAAGAAGAGCCUCUCCUCGGUGCAGGAGCAGCUCGCCACGCUGCGGGUCGGCCGCGCGACGCCCGACAUGCUGGACCGCGUGCUCGUCGACUACUACGACACGCCGACGCCGCUCAAGCAGCUGGCUUCGGUGACGUGUCCGACGGCGACGCAGCUGGUGGUGGACGUGUACGACAAGUCCGCGCUCGGCGACGUCGAGAAGGGGCUGAUGGCGUCCGACAUCGGGAUGACGCCCUCCAACGACGGCUCCGUCAUCCGGCUGAAUGUGCCGCAGCUGACGAAGGACCGGCGAGUCGAGCUGGCCAAGACAGCGAAGGGCAUCGGAGAGGGCGGCAAGACCGCGCUGCGCAACGUCCGGCGCGACGCGAUCGACAAGAUCAAGAAGGCCGUCAAGGCGGCGGGCCUGUCUGAGGACGCUUCCAAGGACAAGGAGGGCGCCGUCGACAAGAAGCUCAAAAAGUACGAGGGCAGCCUCGACGAGGCGGUCAGCGCGCGCGAGAAGGAGAUCACCACGCUGUGA
This is a messenger RNA of Emiliania huxleyi CCMP1516, 543 nucleotides long. RefSeq lists its product as hypothetical. Gene Ontology annotation, molecular function: ribosomal large subunit binding. NCBI's taxonomy places the organism in Eukaryota, Haptophyta, Isochrysidales, Noelaerhabdaceae. Gene Ontology annotation, biological process: translation. The record is from RefSeq and is a predicted model, not a curated record. The transcript is spliced from 2 exons. The annotation marks the transcript as partial.